GCCGGUACCAAUACCCCCGAUACUGAGAAUUCGUGCCGUGACUGCGAGAGACUAUGCUCGCUAAGGAUCUCCUGCACCCCUCUCCCGAGGAGGAGAAGAGGAAACACAAGAAGAAGCGCCUGGUCCAGAGCCCAAACUCCUACUUCAUGGACGUAAAAUGCCCAGGUUGCUACAAGAUCACCACGGUGUUCAGUCACGCUCAGACGGUGGUACUGUGUGUGGGCUGCUCCACGGUCCUGUGUCAGCCCACCGGGGGCAAGGCAAGGCUCACAGAAGGAUGUUCCUUCCGACGAAAGCAGCACUAACCGUUCCUGGCGAGGAGACGGCUCGCGGGGGGAGUAAGCUGUGCGUAAGGACCUGACUGCCCAAUGGGAAGCAGUACAGAGUGGGGGGGGGCCCCCCCGUAUCCUAUCUGGACCCCGUAGCCUUACCCCUGUCUGUCAAUAAAUUUUGGAUACAAAUUGC
Xenopus tropicalis (tropical clawed frog) is the source of this 465-nucleotide messenger RNA. RefSeq names its product ribosomal protein S27 (gene rps27). The coding region runs from base 54 to 305 and encodes 83 amino acids. Gene Ontology annotation, cellular component: ribosome; cytosol. Gene Ontology annotation, biological process: translation. The record is from RefSeq and is a predicted model, not a curated record. NCBI's taxonomy places the organism in Eukaryota, Metazoa, Chordata, Amphibia, Anura, Pipidae. The transcript has 4 exons. Gene Ontology annotation, molecular function: structural constituent of ribosome.